GAGAAAACAAGCGAGAAGGCGGAGAUUUCCAAGAUAUAACAUGCUAUUCCAUCUUCCUUCACCUCAACUGUAGUAACCCACACAUUAAUUCACUAAAAAAUUUUGCUCCUUGUCAGUAUCAUCAUUGCACUCCCCCUGUCAUUACCGUAUAUAAUCUCUGCAAUUUCGAUUCCGUCUCAGUUCCAUGGAUGCCUCGGCUGCCAUCCGAUCCGUUCGCUACUCCAUAGGAACUGUGCAGCAAUUGCAGUCAAAUCUUGAGAAGCCAGGCAUAGUUCCAAUGCAUAGCGUUGGAUGGAACUCUCAGAGUGCACUAACACAUCGCUUGGACAAUGAUAAGAGGCACAUCAGUUCUCGAAUGACACGGAAGCAAACACGAGUAUUAUGUACAAAUACAGCUGAAGAUACCCAGCCUGCCAAAUCAAAUGCUUCUUUGGACAGCAGUCCACAAAACUCAUUGGCGAAGAAGCAUGUGAAAAGUACUUUUCCUAAUGGAUUCGAGGAUUUGGUAUUAGAGGUCUGUGAUGAGACUGAAAUUGCUGAGCUGCAAUUGAAGGUUGGAGAAUUUCAAAUGCAUCUCAAGCGAAAUGUUGGAGCAACAAAAGCUCCUUUGUCCAACAUUUCACCAACUACUCCACCGCCUAUUCCAACUAAACCCAUGGUUGAAUCAGUACCUGAUACCCCUCCGCCAUCACCACCAAAAUCAUCUCCAGAAAAGACCAAUCCAUUUAUAAAUGUUCCCCAUGAGAAAUCAUCAAAGCUGGCAGCAUUGGAAGCUUCUGGCACUAAAUCAUAUGUUCUUGUGUCAUCUCCUACGGUUGGCUCGUUCCAAAGAGGUAGAACAUUGAAAGGGAAGAGGCAACCUCCUAUAUGUAAAGAGGGUGAUGUAAUCAAAGCUGGACAAGUUAUUGGGUAUUUGGAUCAGUUUGGCACUGAACUUCCUGUUAAGUCAGAUGUGGCUGGAGAAGUUUUAAAGAUACUCUUUCAGGAUGGAGAGGCCGUUGGCUAUGGAGACCCUCUUGUUGCCAUCCUUCCUUCGUUCCAUGACAUCAAGUGAGGUCGCAUUUUCCUGUUGUUGACAAUUGUCACUCGGUAGUCGGUACUGAUUUGUUGCCGGGCUUUGAGAUGGGGAGUUUACUUUGAAGUCCUUUUUUUUAUUUAUAUAAUUAUUGGCGAUAAUAUCUAUUAUAAUUAAGAUAUAGAUUGUCCCUUUACCAGGGGAUGAGUGCUUCCGCGAAGGCCACUGUGUAACCAGAUAAUAAAUAUUCCAUAUUUACCCUAUUAUUAUUAUGUAACUGAGUAAAUGAUUUGUUUUGUACCGCUGAAAUCUAUCUUCUUUCCAUUUAGCAUGUGAUGUUACAUUUAAACUCAUUACUGUUUCUUUCCUCA
Messenger RNA from Neltuma alba, 1386 nucleotides. RefSeq names its product biotin carboxyl carrier protein of acetyl-CoA carboxylase, chloroplastic-like. The coding region runs from base 185 to 1054 and encodes 289 amino acids. The transcript has 9 exons. NCBI's taxonomy places the organism in Eukaryota, Viridiplantae, Streptophyta, Magnoliopsida, Fabales, Fabaceae. The record is from RefSeq and is a predicted model, not a curated record.